GAAGGCUGGCUAAGGGCUGCGGCGCCCCGCGGGGGCUCUGCCCGCGUGGCGCCUGUGCGCGUGGGGCGCGUGGCACGUGCGCGUGUGCGCGUGGAGCGCGGGGUGUGUGCCCGCGCCGUGCCCCCCGCGUGCUGCCUGGCGUGAGUCACCGCGGGGCUCGCCUUUAUAACCGCCGCCAGGCUCGCGAUUCGGCAGAGCAGCCGGGCCACGCGUCCCCAACGUCCCGGGUCCCAACGUCCCGGAACGCGUCCCUAACCGCCACCGCCUCCUCGGGACGCCAUGGAGGACCCGCGCUGUGCCCCGCUACUGCUACUUUUGCUGCUACCGCUGCUGCUCACACCGCCCGCCGGAGAUGCCGCGGUCAUCACCGGGGCUUGCGACAAGGACUCUCAGUGUGGAGGAGGAAUGUGCUGCGCUGUCAGUAUCUGGGUUAAGAGCAUAAGGAUCUGCACACCUAUGGGCCAAGUGGGAGACAGCUGCCACCCCCUGACUCGGAAAGGACUUACCGAUGGAAAGGAAGAGAGAACUGCUUUGACCUUGACCUGCUUGGAAAGGAUGCUUGGAAGGAGAAAUGCUGAUUGGGUCUUGGUUUGCAUGAGAAAAGGCAAGCACCAGGAGGAGGGCCCAGCAGCUCAGAGAGAGUCAUGUUGCAAAUGGAAGGCAGGAAAGAAGAAGGGCGAAGAGAAGAAAGAGGAAGAAGGAGGUUCCAUUUUGGGGGCGGAGGAUGCACCACACUUGUCCCUGCCUGCCAGGUUUGGCAUGUUUAAGGACUUCUUUCAACCGUUUUAUUUGUUUGGCCCGGAAGUGAUCACUCUGAAGCAGGAGCUGGAAAUGUGAACCUCUACUCACUGAACAAUGUCUGUCAAGUCUCGCUUGUAAUUGUGUCAAAGAAUAUGCCAGAAAGAAAUGUUCUCCCUUCCUCUCCACUUUUCAAGAAACAUUCCUAUCUUUGAUUUUUUUUAAAAGUGGCCUUUUUCUUUUUUUUCGUUUUUCUUUCUUUUUUUUUUAAGGAGAGUUUUCAUUUUUGGAGAGAUUUAUAAAGUGCAAGGCUUUCUGGAAUGGCUUCUCAUUUCCCUAUUUAUGUUUUGCCUUGACAUUUUUUUGAAGACCAACAACAACCAUUUCCACAAAUAGAGUAAGAGUGAACGUCUGUUGCAGAAACUCCCUUUUGCCCUGCCUCCCCUCUGCCAGUCCUGCCCAGUGUCCAGACAGACACACCCUUACUCUUGAAACAUUCUGACGAUCCUCACCUCAGGCUAGCGUUGUGGGGCCUCUCCCCUCCCUGGCUGGCCGGUAGACCCACUGAAGAGGCAUUUGAACCAGUCCGUCCAGGCAGUUCACUGGGGCAGACAUUCGGAGUGCCCCAAGAACUUUCCUGAACCCAUCUGGCCCACCGGCUUUCAGUUCCACUGGUUAACUGGUGGGAGGACAAAAUUAAUGGGAUACUGAAGGAGUCUGGUCUAUUUUUCUAGAUGUGUUUUAGUAAAAGACAUUUUCUCCUUAGUGGAAUAUUACAUGUCUUUUUUUUUUUUUCAGCCUGCUUUUUUUUUUGAAGUUUUCUUGUUGGAGACAUUUUAAAGAAUGUCACUUGAGGAAGCGUUGGUUUUCAUCUGGCAUGACAGGAAUCAUUUUAAAAAAUCGGUGUUAAGUUAUAAUUUAAACUCUUAUUUGUAACCCAAAGGUUUAUUGCAAUGGAUUUCCUGAUAUCCUGCCAUUUGUACUGGUAUCAAUAUUUCUAUGUAAAAAAUUCUGUAUCAGAAUAAUGACGAUACUGUAUAUCCUUUGAUUUAUUUUGAUAUUAUAUCCUUAUUUUUGUCACGGCUGUCACCAGUUUUUAUUACAAGCGGAUUUCUAUAUAGCCCUCAUCCUAAAGUCGGCAGAUACCCCAAGCUGGUGAAAUCACCCCAACAGUACAUGCAUUUUCAUCUCGCAUCCAGGAGAGCUGUGUUUGUGUGGAUUUCAAGGUAGUACAAAAAGUAAUAAGUAAACCAUGUGUAUCCGUUAAAAAAAAAAAAAAAAAAAAAAAAAAAAAACCUUUAGAGAGCGAAGGCAAGCGAGACACCCGGAAGUGACUAUUAGCGGGAAUGGACCCGUAGGCUUGCCCUGGGAAAUCCGAUGGAGCAUGGAGCGUAUGUAAUGCUUGGCGUGGCAUGAGUUAGGCUCUAACUGCACAGUGGUGCCAAUAUGGUCUGACCUUGAACAACUCACAAAGUGUUGUCAACCCAUAUUGUGUCACAAAUAAACAUCUGAAACCUCAA
Molecule: messenger RNA, 2258 nt
Organism: Rattus norvegicus (Norway rat)
Lineage: Eukaryota; Metazoa; Chordata; Mammalia; Rodentia; Muridae
Gene: Prok2
Product: prokineticin 2
Cellular component (GO): extracellular region
Source: RefSeq, a predicted model, not a curated record